AUGAAGGAACUCGAGGCCAAGCACGCUGCCGACUUCAAAGCCUUCCUCCGCAUGGAGCCACAGAUGUACUAUGAGUUGCUAAACCGAGUUGGCCCCCGCAUUACCAAGAGUACAACGCAUCGAACCCCCUUGGACCCUGGGCUGAAGCUGGCAAUCACCUUGAGGUUUUUGGCGACCGGAAGCGGGUACCACGAUCUUGCGUUUGCGUUUCGUGUCCCACACAACACCAUCGCCCUUUUCAUCCCCGAGGUGUGUCAGGCCAUCUACGACGUAUACGAGGAUGAGAUGUGGGCCACUCCACAGACAGAAGAUGAAUGGCGCCCGGUGGCCGAGGGAUUCGGAGACAGGUGGAACUUCCACCACUGUUGUGGCGCGAUCGAUGGGAAGCACGUCUCAAUUAAGAAGCCCCCCAAGAGUGGCUCACUCUACUACAACUAUAAAGGCUUCUUUUCUAUCGUCAUGCUUGCGGUGGUAGACUCGAACUACAAGUUCAUCUGGGUGGAUGUGGGGUCACCAGGGUCGUGUUCCGAUGCCGGCAUCUUUAACCGGUCGCGGCUAGAGCCAGGUCUUCGUGAGGGAACGAUCGGACUCCCCCAACCGGAUUCCCUGCCUAAUGACGACCGGGACACACCCUACUACAUGGUCGGAGACGACGCCUUUCCCCUUCGGCAAUACAUGUUAAAGCCCUACCCUCAUCGUCACCUGGCACGGGACGAGCGGAUCUUCAAUUACCGGUGUUCCAGUGCACGCCGUGUGGGGUUGAAAAUGCGUUUGGUAUACUUGCAAAUCGCUUCAGAUGUCUUCCAACAACCCUGGGAAUGA
Mya arenaria is the source of this 822-nucleotide messenger RNA. RefSeq lists its product as uncharacterized. The coding region runs from base 1 to 822 and encodes 273 amino acids. Lineage: Eukaryota; Metazoa; Mollusca; Bivalvia; Myida; Myidae. The transcript is spliced from 2 exons. The record is from RefSeq and is a predicted model, not a curated record.